Messenger RNA from Lampris incognitus (smalleye Pacific opah), 1078 nucleotides. It is a transcript of the gene vps29, whose product is annotated as VPS29 retromer complex component. NCBI's taxonomy places the organism in Eukaryota, Metazoa, Chordata, Actinopteri, Lampriformes, Lampridae. The transcript is spliced from 4 exons. The record is from RefSeq and is a predicted model, not a curated record. The coding region runs from base 62 to 610 and encodes 182 amino acids. Gene Ontology annotation, cellular component: endosome; retromer complex. Gene Ontology annotation, biological process: intracellular protein transport; retrograde transport, endosome to Golgi.
CUCACGCCGUACGUGCGUGGACGCUUCCGGAACUUCACUAGCAGAAACAGCAAAAUAAAAGAUGUUGGUCCUGGUGUUAGGUGACCUGCACAUCCCCCACCGGUGCAACACUCUUCCAGCUAAGUUCAAGAAGCUGUUGGUCCCAGGGAAGAUCCAGCACAUUCUCUGCACAGGCAACCUCUGCACCAAGGAGAGCUAUGACUACUUGAAGACCCUAGCUGGGGAUGUCCACAUUGUCAGAGGGGACUUUGACGAGAACCUCAACUACCCAGAGCAGAAGGUGGUAACAGUGGGUCAGUUUAAGAUUGGUCUGAUCCACGGCCACCAGGUGAUCCCAUGGGGUGACAUGGCCAGCCUGGCACUGCUCCAGAGGCAGCUUGACGUUGACAUCCUCAUCUCCGGGCACACCCACAAGUUCGAGGCCUUUGAGAAUGAAAACAAGUUCUACAUCAACCCUGGCUCGGCCACUGGGGCCUACAACGCACUGGAGAGCAACAUCAUCCCCUCUUUUGUACUAAUGGACAUCCAGGCGUCGACGGUGGUGACAUACGUCUACCAGCUCAUCGGUGACGACGUCAAAGUGGAAAGAAUCGAGUACAAGAAAUCUUAAAAGCCGGUCAGAGUAGAGAGAAAGAGAGAGAGCUAUGGGUGGGUGGGUGGGAGGGUGGGGUGUGUAGGGGGGGGUGAGGAAAAGUAGAAUAUCCUUGUUGGCAAAGAGCAUCUUUUCAUUCCUUUUCCACCGGUGGCUGCAGCCCGUCACCGCACUGCUAAUGCUUUAUCAAACUGUUUGCUAACUUAACUCUAAAAGAAGUAUGUAUAAUAUCACGUAUACACCGUUAGCGUUAACUUGUGUCCGAGCUCUGAUUUGGUAACUGCAGUAACGUCAUGUGUUUGCUAUCUAAAGAAAUAUUUUGUGCCAUUUUUUUUUUUGGUUUCCUUCCUUCCUUUUUUUUACCCCUUACCCCCAUGUCACAUUUAUUUCUACUGUAAGUAAAAACAACACCCAGGCCUCUAGCUUCUAACUGUGGCCCUUCUGUCAAUAGUAUCUGUCCCAAAAUAAAUUUCUAAUUUCACUCCA